Dryobates pubescens (Downy woodpecker) is the source of this 1334-nucleotide messenger RNA. It is a transcript of the gene SLC25A11, whose product is annotated as solute carrier family 25 member 11. The record is from RefSeq and is a predicted model, not a curated record. Gene Ontology annotation, biological process: succinate transmembrane transport; oxaloacetate transport; phosphate ion transmembrane transport. NCBI's taxonomy places the organism in Eukaryota, Metazoa, Chordata, Aves, Piciformes, Picidae. Gene Ontology annotation, molecular function: sulfate transmembrane transporter activity; thiosulfate transmembrane transporter activity; malate transmembrane transporter activity. The coding region runs from base 13 to 939 and encodes 308 amino acids. The transcript is spliced from 8 exons.
GCCCCGGCCGCGAUGGCGGCGGCACCGGCGGCCGAGCGGCCCAAGAGCUCCCCCAAGGCGGUCAAGUUCCUCUUCGGCGGCCUGGCCGGGAUGGGGGCCACGGUGUUCGUGCAGCCGCUGGACCUGGUGAAGAACCGAAUGCAGCUGAGCGGGGCCGGGGCCAAGGGCAAGGAGUACCCGACCAGCCUGCACGCCCUGGGGGCCAUCCUGCGGGGGGAGGGGCUGCGGGGGCUCUACACUGGGCUGUCGGCGGGGCUGCUGCGCCAGGCCACCUACACGACCACCCGGCUGGGCAUCUACAGCGUGCUGCUGGAGCGGCUGGGGGCGCCCGACGGGACCCCUCCCCCGUUCCUGGCCAAGGCUGCCAUCGGCAUGACCGCGGGCGCCGCCGGCGCCUUCGUGGGGACCCCUGCCGAGGUGGCUCUGAUCCGCAUGACAGCCGACGGCCGGUUGCCCCCGAGCGAGCGCCGCGGCUACCGGAACGUCUUCGAUGCGCUGCUGAGGAUGGCCAGGGAGGAGGGCGUGGGGACCCUCUGGAGGGGCUGCAUCCCCACCAUGGCCAGGGCCGUGGUGGUCAACGCUGCCCAGCUGGCCUCCUACUCCCAGUCCAAGCAGUUCCUGCUCGACUCCGGCUAUUUCAGGGAUGACAUCCUGUGCCACUUCUGUGCCAGCAUGAUCAGCGGCUUGGUCACCACGGCUGCCUCCAUGCCCGUCGACAUCGUGAAGACCCGGAUCCAGAACAUGAGGACCAUCGAUGGGAAGCCUGAGUACCGCAAUGGGCUGGAUGUGCUGGUGAAGGUGGUGAGAUAUGAAGGCUUCUUCAGCCUCUGGAAGGGCUUCACCCCCUACUAUGCCAGGCUGGGCCCCCACACCGUGCUCACCUUCAUCUUCCUCGAGCAGAUGAACAAGUGGUACAAGAGGCUUGUCCUCAGUGCCUGAGCCCUAGGGGGGCUGGGGGGCUGCCUCACGGCCCUAUGAGGGCUAUAGGGCAGUUCUAUGGGGGCUGUGGGGUGUCCUUAUGGCCCUGUGGGGCCUAUAGGGCAGCCCUAGAGGGGCUGUAGGGUGUCUUUAUGGCCCUAUGGGGCCUCUAGGGCAGCCCUAGAGGGGCUGUAGGGUGUCCUUAUGACCCUAUGGGGCCUCUAGGGCAGCCCUAGAGGGGCUGUGGGCUGCCUUGUGGCUCUGGAGGGGGCUAUAGGACAGCCCUGGAGGGGCUGUGAGGUGUCCUCAUGGCCCUGUGGGGUGUCCUUAUGGCCCUAUGGGGCCUAUAGGAUAGUGCUAGAGGGGCUGUAGGGUGUCCUUAUGGCCCUGUGGGAGCUAUAGGGUGGCCCUGUGGG